Molecule: messenger RNA, 774 nt
Organism: Alnus glutinosa
Lineage: Eukaryota; Viridiplantae; Streptophyta; Magnoliopsida; Fagales; Betulaceae
Exons: 7
Coding region: 231-584 (117 amino acids)
Cellular component (GO): cytoplasm
Molecular function (GO): protein phosphatase inhibitor activity
Source: RefSeq, a predicted model, not a curated record
GUUCGUUUGGUAAACAAAGCGUCCUUCUAGCGAUUUAUAGAUGGAUAUGGCCUUCAAAUAGGAUCAGAAGCUGAAGUUGAGUUGGAUACACAACCAUCGCACCAACCAAGAUCUCAGCCCUUAAGUCGUUUCUCUCUGCAUUCGCAUCGGAGGUCAAGAAGCAGCGCUCCAGCUCAGUCUAAUCGGCAACGCGGCCAAUCCUCUGUUUGGUUGGGUGGUGCAAGGUCAUUAUGUCUAGCAUGGAGGAUGUCAAAGAGCAAGAACAAGUGAAUGUAGAUGUCCCCCAGGAGUGUGAAAAAUCCAUACUUUCAUCUCAAGAGGAGGAGGUGAAGAAGAAAUAUGGGGGAAUAAUGCCCAAGAAACCACCACUCAUUGCUAAGGACCAUGAACGUGCUUACUUUGAUUCUGCUGAUUGGGCUCUGGGAAAGCAAGGUGUUGAGAAGCCCAAAGGACCACUUAAGGCCCUUCAGCCCAAAUUACAGCCCACACAACAGCAAACGCGAUACCGGAAGUCUCCUUAUGCUCCAUCAGAUGGUGAAGAUAGAGGAAGCGCUCCAUCUGAGGAUGGGAGUACCAAUGUAUGAGACUGCUGUUGGUAUUUUAAUCUUGUGAGGACUGCUGAUUAUUAUUCCGAUACCUACAUAGGUAAUGAGUACUUUUCUGUUUGUUCUCCGUAAUAAAGUUGGUGAAAAUGUUUAGUUGUUAGCUUAAAGGAACAAACAACAAUGAUAAUACAGUUGCGAUUUAUGGAGCUAUACUUUGUACUAUCUACUA